Ectocarpus sp. CCAP 1310/34 is the source of this 324-nucleotide messenger RNA. The record is from the annotation of a GenBank genome assembly. Lineage: Eukaryota; Phaeophyceae; Ectocarpales; Ectocarpaceae.
AUGGGGAGCCAAGGGACGAACAAACGUAGGCGUCAAAGGCAACUGCUGAAAUCCCGUAGCCUGGUGGAGACCUCGAAGAAGAUGUUCGAUCCUGGCCUUUGCUCGUGGAGAGACGUGUACAAGGCGAUUCCGAAUCGCGGGCAGGGAGACUGUGGGCCCUUGUCGGUGGUAUUUCUCGCCUCACACAGAGGUGAAAUGGAUGCCCACACAGCGCAAUGUGUGCUGUCGACACAAAGUAAGGAACUGGCGGACUUUAUCCUCCUUUGUCGGGAGCUCAUCAUAGAGUACCAACCAGCUACAGGAGAGGGGGGGCCUUCUUCGUAA